Molecule: messenger RNA, 1129 nt
Organism: Anopheles arabiensis
Lineage: Eukaryota; Metazoa; Arthropoda; Insecta; Diptera; Culicidae
Product: integumentary mucin A.1-like
Exons: 1
Coding region: 139-978 (279 amino acids)
Cellular component (GO): extracellular region
Molecular function (GO): chitin binding
Source: RefSeq, a predicted model, not a curated record
CCAGCAUAGCGUUCGAUUGGGCGGUUAAAAGGCUAUAAAAGAUGAGCUACCAUUGCCACGGCUUCCAGUUAUUCGGUUUACGUUGAUCGUGCGCGAUUUGCCACAAACGGUGCUCUGUCCUUCUGUUAAAGUCUGUGUAUGAGUGCGUGUGUAGUUACAAAAAUGUGGAAGUGUGUCAUUGUGGCAUUCCUAGCAACGCUCGCGUUUGUGAGCGCACAGGAACCAGAUCCCCGGUGCCCGCUGGUGGAUAAUCCGCCCUUUCAUCUGCCGCACGAAACCGAUUGUGGCCUGUUCUACACCUGCUCCUAUGGCAAAAAAUACCUGAAAUCGUGCCCCGUGAACCAACACUUCGGAUUCCAACUGCAACGCUGCGACCAUCCUUACUACGCGCAGUGUACCCUUGGAUCGGGAACAACGGCUAUCCCCACUAUCCCGACCACAGUAUCGACGGCGUCUCCAACUACUGCUCCAACGCUACCGACUACCACAACACCACCUACCACCGUAUCUACUACUACGUCUGCCACUACCACUACGACAACUGCAUUCACUACUACUACUACUACUGCAGCGGCCACUACUGUACCGACGGCCCCAACACCCGGACCUACGGGAGUACCAACUACCGCACCAACUACCGCACCAACUACCGCACCUACGACAGCACCCAUCGACACCACUACUACAACGGCAGCCACUACCACCGUAUCGCCCACGACCGUGGAAGUUCCCACCGCUCCAACAUAUACCUCCACCGCUACCAUACCGACUGCCCCGAGCCCAAUUCCGACGGCCCCAACACCUAGUACAACCGUGGUCGGUAGCACGACCGUCGCGGGCAGCACGACCGCCGAUGCGACAGUACCUACCGUACCGACGGCCGGUCCGUCAGUACCUACCGUCCCCACGGCGGCCCCAGCACCCGUUGCGAUGCAUCCCCGCGUUCGAGCUCUGCGCACUAGCCAUGGAAUGGCGUAAGCAAAUGCGCAAGUUUUCAGCCGCCAUGUUCGCUGCUGCGCCAGACGUUUCACCGACGUCUGCCUACGUAGCCCAAUCCAUACCCAAACUGUAUAUCGCUUAAGCUUACACCCAUAAAGCAAUAAAACCAUAUUUAUAAUCUCCGUUAAAA